AUGGGACUCGCGAGCCAGGCCGCUGCUCUGCUACGACGGCCGAUAAAAGGCUCGCCCUCCCCGCCGAUCCGCUCAGUCACCGCCUCUCCUCUCUCACCCACCUCGUCAGUCUCUCACAACAUGCACUUCUCCGCUCGCCUCCUCUCCCUCCUCGCUGCAGCCCUCCUUGCUACCGCCGCUCCUCACCAAGGCGACGCCGCGGUCACCGUUACCGUCACUGUCUUUGACUACAGCCCGUCCUCAACUAUGUUCUCGUCCUCCCAGUCCACUCCGCCCCCUACCCCCACUUUUUCCCCAUCCUCGUCAUCCUCCACCACCUGGGCACCCUCGAGCUCAGACACCCCGUCCUCCACCCCGCCACCCUCGCCACCUUCUGCACCCUCUCCCUCCUCUGCCGGCGGCCAGUGCAACACCGGACCCAUCCAAUGCUGCUCCAACCUCGUCGCGCCCUCUGACCCCCGCGCCUCCUCCCUCCUGGAUCUCGUCGGGCUGGUCGUGCACGACAUCAUCGAUAACGUCGGACUCGGCUGCGAGGGCCUCGUCGGUGGCGGCUCCUCAUGCAUCAGCACCCCCGUCUGCUGCGAGAACAACUCGUUUAACGGCCUCAUUAACAUCGGCUGCGUCCCCAUCGUGAUUAGCCUGUGA
This is a messenger RNA of Fibroporia radiculosa, 645 nucleotides long. RefSeq lists its product as uncharacterized. Bases 1 to 645 code for a protein of 214 amino acids. Gene Ontology annotation, molecular function: structural constituent of cell wall. The transcript is spliced from 3 exons. Gene Ontology annotation, cellular component: fungal-type cell wall. The record is from RefSeq and is a predicted model, not a curated record. Lineage: Eukaryota; Fungi; Basidiomycota; Agaricomycetes; Polyporales; Fibroporiaceae.